CAUGGAUAAAUUAAUCAACCAAUUUAAAGCAAUUACUAAUUUAUGUCGGAAUGAAAACGAAGGGAAGGGUUAUGAUUCAAAUCAAGAGGACUCAAUAGAAAAAUAAAAUACUCAGAAAAAUAAUGAAAUAAAUGAUAAUGAUCAAACCAAUAUUUAAAAUGAUGUGAAAAUGGAUGUUAAGGAAUGUGAGAGUAUGAAAAAUUCACAAUCUUUAAGGUAAUUAGAUUUAAAGUAUAUUUAGUGAUGAAAAUUAAACACAACAAUAAUAAAAUUAUAACUAAAAUUAAAGCCCAAACCAUGUUUUAACAAUUAAUUCCCACAAAUAAUUUACUCAAAAACUAACAGAAUCUCAAAAUUUUCCUUCUUAAUCAUAGAAAAGCAUCUCUAGGAGUGUAAUGUACAAAUCUCAAGAAAAACAAAAUUUUGAUGAUUAUUGUAAUCAAAAUUAUCCUGAAUAUCAAAAUCAAUAAUAGGUUUAUUAUUAGAAUGAAGCAAAUCCAAGUUUAUUUAAUUUUUAGAAUCGAGCAAAUCAAUAUUUAGGAAAUUAUUAGUAAUAAGCAAAUCAAAAUUUGAAUAAUUAUGGAAAUCAAACAAAUUAUAUGCAAUCUUAAAUUAGAUUUUAGGAUAGUCCUAAAAGAUCCACCCCAAUUAUUUAACAUAUAGAUCAAAACCAAAAUUUCUAUUAACAAUAAAAAUAUAAUUUAUAAUAUAAUUAGCAAAACUUUUAAGAGAAAAAAGAGACAUCCCAAAAUUCCAUUAUUUAAAGUCAAUAGACUUAAAAUAAAAAAAUCAAAAUUUUAUAAAUGCCAAACCAUGUAAACCAGAAUAAUUAUAAUUAAACACCUAUCUAUCCACCAUAAGAAUUCUAAAAUUUUAAUAAUUACCAGCAAAUUAAUUUAAUUAAUAAUGAGUCCUAACGCUAGAAUCAAAUAAGAUAAACUAAUUAAAGCUUCAAUAGUUUUAAUUCUUAAAUAACAAUUACAAAUUAUUAGAGUUGUGCUGACAAUAUAUCAUAUGCAUAAACUUAAGUGGUAAAAUGCACUUAUUGCGGAAAGGAUGUUCAAAAAUAAUAUAUCUAAUUAAAUUGUUAGCAUUUCUUUUGUUCAGAUUGUUUGAAAGAGUUUUUGAAAAAUCAAUCUAAAUAACCUGAUUGUUACGCUUACAAAUGUCUUUGCUAAAGUAUAAUCAAAUUAUAAGUAUUGUUUAAAGAUAAAGAUAAAGAUAGAGAAGUAAUAAUUUUAAAAGAAAAAUUAAUUAAUAAUUAGCUCAAUACACUUAGAUUAAAUAUAUAACAAAAAUAUUAAUUGAAAACCUGUUGCAACAAAUAGUGUUCAUUUUUCGUAAUAAUUCAGCAAAACUUAGAACAAAAAUAUUUCUAUUGUUCCUAAUGCUUAGAAAGAUAGGUUCAAGUUUAAUUAAAUUAGUGA
Molecule: messenger RNA, 1427 nt
Organism: Paramecium octaurelia
Lineage: Eukaryota; Ciliophora; Oligohymenophorea; Peniculida; Parameciidae
Source: the annotation of a GenBank genome assembly